Cherax quadricarinatus is the source of this 2395-nucleotide messenger RNA. The record is from RefSeq and is a predicted model, not a curated record. Lineage: Eukaryota; Metazoa; Arthropoda; Malacostraca; Decapoda; Parastacidae.
UCUCAGCUGGGAAGGGUUGUGUGGGAUUCUAUGAUGAGAAAAUCUCAGACGUAUUGAAAAAAGCAAAACAAUAAAUAUGAGGAGUAGAAGCAACUCUGGGGUGAGGUUGGACUAUUACCACCGUAUAGUGUAUCGGACUAUCCUCAGGCAUCAGGAUGCAGUAACUGGACUAUUGCCAGCAACUCCAGAAAACCACCAUGCAUGGGUGCGUGAUAACCUUUACUCCAUAUUAGCUGUAUGGGGGUUAUCAAUGGCUUAUAAAAAGAAUGCAGACCUUGAUGAAGACAGAGCUAAAACCUAUGAACUUGAACAGAGUUGUGUUAAGUUAAUGCGUGGACUUCUGACAUGCAUGAUGCAACAGAAGGAUAAGGUUGAGCAGUUUAAACAUACUCAAGCGCCAAUUGAUUCUCUUCAUGCAAAGUAUUCAUCAAAGACUGGUCGAACUGUGGUGAGGGAUAAUGAGUGGGGUCACCUGCAGAUCGAUGCCACAUCUUUAUUCUUACUAGUUUUAGCACAAAUGACCGCUUCUGGAUUACAGAUAAUAUUCAACCUAGAUGAAGUUUCCUUCAUACAGAAUUUAGUCUUCUACAUUGAGUCAGCAUAUUGUAUUCCAGAUUAUGGUAUUUGGGAGCGAGGAGAUAAGACCAACCAUGGCCUUCCUGAGCUGAAUGCUUCUAGCAUUGGUCUUGCUAAAGCUGCACUCGAGGCCAUGAAUGAGCUUGAUUUGUUUGGUGCACGAGGUGGUCCAGCAAGUGUCAUUCAUGUGUUAGCUGAUGAGGCUCAGAAGUGCCAGGCUGUUCUGCAGUCAAUGCUUCCACGUGAGAGCAACAGUAAAGAGGUGGACAGCAGUCUUCUUGCUGUUGUCAGCUUCCCAGCAUUUGCUGUGGAUGAUCCUCUACUAAUUAAAACGACUAAGAUGACUAUACAGAAUAAGUUACAAGGACGUUAUGGGUGUAAGAGAUUCUUGAGGGAUGGUUAUAAGACAGCUAAAGAGGUAAGUUUGGUUAUGUGUAUAUUAGAGCAGAUGGUAGAGGCUGCAGAAAGUGUAGUAAUGGUUUCUGAGAUUGGUAAACACAGGGUAGCUUCUGACGCAGUGUAUGAGAACGUGGAUCUGGAGGAGCUGCUGCUGCAGAUGCGGGAGGCGGAGUCCCUGGAGGAACAAGGUGACAUCCUUCACUACCUGGUUGUGCAGUUUGGGCUGAAUCAUGAGACAGGGUCAGUGAUCGAAGGUCAGCCAGUGAGUGUGAAGGAUCUUCUCAAAGACCUGUAUGAGCGUGCAUGCCAUGCCAAGCACUGGGCACUUGUUCGGCACACUGCUGGCAUGCUAGGUAAGCGUGUAGAAGACUUGGCAAAGGCUGUCACUGAUCUUCUAGUACGGCAGAAGCAAGUAACAGUGGGCCUGCCACCACACAAUGAGGUGACCAUCACCGCACCUCUCCCCUCGUCUGAUUUGCGAAUGCUGAUCCAUGAGGCAUAUGGAGCGGAUGAAUCUACAGCAAUGUUGACUCAAGAGUUGCUGGUAUAUUUGGCAAUGUUCAUCCGCACUGAACCAAGCCUAUUCCUGGAGAUGCUGAGGCUGCGUGUGGGUCUCAUCAUUCAGGUCAUGGCUUCAGAAUUGGCACGAACCAUUAAAUGUGCUGCAGAUGUGGCAUCUGAUCACUUACUUAACCUCUCUCCCUUUGAGAUGAAGAACUUAUUGCAUCAUAUCAUGUCUGGAAAGGAAUUCAACAUUGGCUCAGUCUUACGCAAACGUGAAGGAUUGCUUGCUGAUGCUCGUAGUGGGACCUUCUUCAUUAGUAGCCGCUCCAGCAAGCUCAGUAGGGGAGGGUUGCAUGCCGAGAAGGGAGGGUUGCAUGCCGAGAAGAAAAGUGCAAUAGGUAGUUUCCUUGGUUCAACAACGGCAGAAGGAAAAUCGGAUGACAGUGAAAGUGAUCGAUACGGUCAGUGGCUGAGACGUCGCAGGUUAGAUGGAGCUCUCAACCGUGUUCCUCGCAACUUUUACCCCCGUAUUUGGAAGAUUCUAGAAAAGUGUCAUGGAAUCAACAUAGAAGGCAAAGUAAUACCACAGAGUCUUACUCAGGAGGUAUCUUCUCUUACGAUGACAGCAGGUGAAUUGAAGUUUGCACUAGAGGUUGAGACUGUACUCAAUACCAUCCCUCAGCCAGAAUAUAGACAGCUGGUUGUUGAGUUUUGUAUCAUGCAUCCGUCUGGCCCAGUAGGCCCACACACUCCCGCCCUGCACUCUCCAUAUUCGUCAGAUAACAGCAAACAGAUUAAGGAAGGGAAACCAAACUUUGAUGGUCUUGUCACUUGUUCAAGAAUACACAAUACAGAAAAUCUUGGAGAAUCUUGUGUCAGCUCAAACAUCGUACAUGUGGCUCACAACAUUUCUUAG